Centrocercus urophasianus (Greater sage-grouse) is the source of this 676-nucleotide messenger RNA. RefSeq names its product nucleoside diphosphate kinase. Gene Ontology annotation, biological process: GTP biosynthetic process; UTP biosynthetic process; CTP biosynthetic process. NCBI's taxonomy places the organism in Eukaryota, Metazoa, Chordata, Aves, Galliformes, Phasianidae. The coding region runs from base 83 to 544 and encodes 153 amino acids. The record is from RefSeq and is a predicted model, not a curated record. Gene Ontology annotation, molecular function: nucleoside diphosphate kinase activity. The transcript is spliced from 5 exons.
GGCGCACGGCCGCCUCCCCCUCCUCUUCUUCCUCCUCCUCCUCCUCCUCUUUCUUCGGCGGCUGCGGAGCUGCGGGAGCGCCAUGGCUGCCAACUGCGAGCGCACCUUCAUCGCCAUCAAGCCCGACGGCGUGCAGCGGGGGCUGGUGGGAGAAAUCAUCAAGCGCUUCGAGCAGAAGGGCUUCCGCCUGGUGGCCAUGAAGUUCGUGCACGCCUCUGAGGACCUUCUCAAGCAGCAUUACAUCGACCUGAAGGAUCGGCCCUUCUACCCCGGCCUGGUGAAGUACAUGAACUCCGGCCCCGUUGUGGCCAUGGUGUGGGAGGGGCUCAAUGUGGUUAAAACAGGCAGAGUGAUGCUGGGGGAAACCAACCCUGCGGACUCGAAGCCCGGCACCAUCCGUGGGGAUUUCUGCAUCCAAGUGGGAAGAAACAUCAUCCAUGGCAGCGACUCUGUAGAAAGUGCCCAGAAGGAGAUCAACCUUUGGUUCAAACCAGCGGAGCUCAUCGACUACAGAUCGUGUGCACAUGAUUGGAUCUAUGAGUGAUGCCAGUUUCCACAAUGAAUUGUGCCUUCUGACUCUCAUCUCACUCCAGCUAACAAUCUGGGAGCAAUUAGCACAGCGGUUAUCUUGAUGACUUUUCAGAACCAUCAAAAAUAAAUGGAUGAUAUAAAUGAA